CACGCAUAAGAAGAGUUAUGAGACACAACCUUAGAUGGAACAUAGAAAGGUCCAACUGUUGGUUCCAUUCCGACUCCCAUCCCAUCCCAUCCCACUGUCUUGCUAAAAAAGAAAACCCCAAAAAAAAAGUGUUUUAUCUUUUUGCUCCUCAAUACAAAGUGAAGCAUAUAGUAGAAAACAAACGAACACGGCAAUGCAAACGCGCGCAGCGUUGACAACAAAACCACAAACCAAUUAACCGAACAUGAAUUCCGAUUGGGACAGCGGCGGCGGUGGCGGUGGCGCGACGCUAAUCCCUGGUCUCCCAAACGACGUAGCGGCGUCGAUCCUCUCGAAGGUCCCCUACUCCCACCACGGGAGGCUCAAAGCGACAUGCAAAUCAUGGAAACUGCUCCUCUCCUCGAAAUCGUUCUUAGCCUCGCUGAACAAACGUAACCACCUUCUCUGCAUCUUCCCGCAAGAUCCUUCACUCGCUUCACCCUUUCUCUUCGAUCCGAACUCGCUCGCGUGGUGCCCGCUCCCUCCCAUGCCCUGCAGCCCCCACGUGUACGGCCUCUGCAACUUCGCCGCUGUCUCCGUCGGGCCCCACCUCUAUGUCCUUGGUGGGUCCCUCUUCGACACGCGCUCCUUCCCCAUCGAUCGCCCUUCCCCGUCCUCCGCCACGUUCAGGUUCAACUUCCACGACUUCUCGUGGGAGCCACGCGCCCCAAUGCUGUCUCCCAGGGGGAGCUUCGCCUGCGCGGUGGUGCCGGCCGGCGGGAGCAUUUAUGUGGCCGGCGGGGGUUCGAGGCAUACGAUGUUCGGGGCGGCCGGGUCGAGGAUUCGGUCGGCGGAGCGGUAUGAGGUGGGGAGAGACCGGUGGGUGCCGAUGGAGAAUCUUCCCGGGUUUCGCGCCGGGUGUGUCGGGUUUGUCGGAGGGGAGGGGAGGGAGUUCUGGGUGAUGGGGGGGUACGGCGCGUCGAGGACGAUUUCCGGGGUGUUUCCGGUGGAUGAGUAUUAUAGGGAUGCGGUGGUGAUGGGAGUGGAGAGUGGCGCGUGGAGAGAGGUUGGGGAUAUGUGGGGGAAUGGGGAGAGGGUCAGGGUUGGGAAGAUUGUUGUGGUUGAUGAUAAUGGAUGCCCCAUGCUUUUCAUGCUUGAUGCCAAUGAGAUUUUGAGAUAUGACAUGUCUUCUAAUCGUUGGCUAUACGAGUCUCGUGUGCCAAGAAAAGCUCCUUACAAUUCGUCCUUUGGUGUUGUUGUGUUAGACGGGGAGCUUUAUGUAGUGACACAUUUAUGUGUCGUUGAUUUUACAGAAACACGAAGGUCCAGACAACAUAAGAGGGCAGGAACUCUGUUCAUUCAAAUAUAUGACCCAAAAAAGAAGACAUGGAGAUCGCUUGUUGCAAAAUCACCUUUCCAUUACCCUAUAGAUAUUAAUAGUGCUGUAUUGAGCUCAAUUUGUCUAUGAAUAAUGUUGCAUCCUAUUUGUAUAGUAUAGGGAUCACUUCCAAAUUGAUUGUGUAUCGCAUCAUUUGAUCCACCAGAUUCCAUGUAGGUGGCUUAUUUGUAUAUUUCUGUAUGUAGUAUGUCUUGAUCGGGGCAUUCACUUUGUAUUAGUUGAUACCAUCUAAAUUUGGAUACAAGUGACGUAUAGUAUCAGCUUUUUCUAGUGUUGUAAUCCUGAAGUACUGAAAUAUUUAUAAUGGAUAAAGAAAUGAGUGAAACUUGCAAAUUUGCUUGAUUU
Messenger RNA from Glycine soja, 1723 nucleotides. Its product is annotated as F-box/kelch-repeat protein OR23-like. Gene Ontology annotation, molecular function: protein binding. Bases 245 to 1447 code for a protein of 400 amino acids. NCBI's taxonomy places the organism in Eukaryota, Viridiplantae, Streptophyta, Magnoliopsida, Fabales, Fabaceae. The transcript is spliced from 3 exons. The record is from RefSeq and is a predicted model, not a curated record.